Messenger RNA from Colletotrichum scovillei, 789 nucleotides. RefSeq names its product centromere/microtubule-binding protein cbf5. The transcript has 3 exons. Gene Ontology annotation, biological process: endoplasmic reticulum unfolded protein response. Gene Ontology annotation, cellular component: Hrd1p ubiquitin ligase ERAD-L complex; endoplasmic reticulum membrane. The coding region runs from base 1 to 789 and encodes 262 amino acids. The record is from RefSeq and is a predicted model, not a curated record. NCBI's taxonomy places the organism in Eukaryota, Fungi, Ascomycota, Sordariomycetes, Glomerellales, Glomerellaceae. Gene Ontology annotation, molecular function: ubiquitin-specific protease binding; misfolded protein binding.
AUGUCCGAGUUCCUCGAUGCCUACUGGCAGGCGCCGCCUGUUGCAAGAACAUUUGCAACAGCCGCGUUCGUCACGUCUCUUUCUGUUCUCCUGGGCGUCGCAAACGGAUACUGGUUCAUCUUCAUGCCCCAGUUCCUCUUCCAGAUCCCGCCUCAGAUCUGGCGUCUCGGGACCAACUUCUUGCUCACCGGCCCCCAGCUUGGCCUGCUCUUUGACACGUACUUCCUGUACCACUACCUGACGGCGCUCGAGGUCGGCAACCCUAGGUUCGCCAGGCGCGAGGAUGUCAUCUGGUAUCUCAUGUUCGUUUGCACUGUCAUCACGGCACUCUGCACCUACCUCAUGGGCGGAGGAGCCUUCCUGCCGGCUUUGAUUCUCGCCAUGUGCCGUACCGUCACCCAAGACCAGCGUGGGAUGAAGGCAAACUUUUACUUCGUCACCAUCCCCGCUCAGCUCACUCCAUUCUGCAUGAUGCUCGUGUCGUUGCUGUUCCCUGGCGGAUACUACACCGCUAUGCUCCAGCUCAUGGGCUUCCUGGCCGCUCACCUCUACGAUUUCCUGUCCCGGGUGUGGCCCGAGUUCAGCGGAGGCAGUAAUCUGAUUCCUACACCCGGCUUCCUGUCUCGUCUUGUGCAGACGCCUCGCUUUAAUCAGCGUGGAUACGGAACUGCCGUUCGCGGUGGUGGUGGCUCUGCCCAAACUUCGGGUAGCAGCACUGGUGUAUCACAGGGCGGCGGUGUUUUGCCCGAGUCGUGGAGGACGAGGGGCCCUGGCAGACGUCUGGGUUAA